Molecule: messenger RNA, 2339 nt
Organism: Pteronotus mesoamericanus
Lineage: Eukaryota; Metazoa; Chordata; Mammalia; Chiroptera; Mormoopidae
Gene: RHOT2
Product: ras homolog family member T2
Exons: 19
Coding region: 82-1950 (622 amino acids)
Biological process (GO): small GTPase-mediated signal transduction; mitochondrion transport along microtubule; mitochondrion organization
Cellular component (GO): mitochondrial outer membrane
Molecular function (GO): GTPase activity; GTP binding; calcium ion binding
Source: RefSeq, a predicted model, not a curated record
GCGUGGGCGAAGGACCGGUAGCGGGCUCCGGCGGGAGUCGGGGCUGGGGCAGGGAUCGGACUGCAGCUUUCGUCCGCUGCCAUGAAGCGGGACGUCCGUAUCCUGCUGUUGGGCGAGGCCCAGGUGGGGAAGACCUCUCUGAUCCUGUCGCUGGUGAGCGAGGAGUUCCCCGAAGAGGUCCCACCCCGAGCAGAAGAGAUCACCAUUCCCGCGGACGUCACCCCAGAGAAGGUGCCCACUCACAUCGUGGAUUCCUCAGAAGCUGAGCAGACGGUGGAGGAACUCCAAGACGAGAUUCAUAAGGCAAAUGUGGUGUGUGUUGUAUACGAUGUGUCUAAGGAGGUCACCAUUGAGAAGAUCCGAACCAAAUGGAUCCCACUGGUGAAUGGAGGGACUGAGAAGGGUCCCAGGGUUCCCAUCAUCCUGGUGGGCAACAAGUCGGACCUGCGGCCAGGGAGCUCCAUGGAGGCUGUGCUGCCCAUCAUGAGCCAGUUCCCUGAGAUUGAGACCUGCGUGGAGUGCUCAGCCAAGAAUCUGAGGAACAUCUCAGAGCUGUUCUACUAUGCACAGAAGGCCGUGCUGCACCCCACAGCGCCGCUCUAUGACCCUGAGACCAAGCAGUUGAGGCCUGCGUGCACCCAGGCCCUCACACGCAUCUUCAGGCUCUCAGACCAGGAUCUGGACCAGGCGCUCAGCGAUGAGGAGCUCAACGCUUUUCAGAAAUCCUGUUUUGGGCAUCCCCUGGCCCCGCAGGCCCUGGAGGAUGUAAAGACGGUGGUGCGCAAGAAUGUGGCAGGAGGUGUACGGGAUGACCGGCUGACCCUGGACGGCUUUCUCUUCCUGAAUACACUCUUCAUCCAGCGUGGCCGCCACGAGACUACAUGGACCAUCCUACGGCGCUUUGGUUAUGGCGACACACUUGAGCUGUCUGCUGACUACCUCUUACCUCCGCUCCACGUGCCUCCUGGCUGCAGCACAGAGCUCAACCACUUUGGCUACCAGUUUGUGCAGAGGGUGUUUGAGAAACAUGACCAGGACCAUGAUGGUGCCCUCUCGCCGGUGGAGCUGGAGGGCCUGUUCAGUGUGUUCCCAGCAGCCCCCUGGGGCCCUCAGCUCCUGCAAGAGGUCCAAACCGAAGCAGGCCGGCUGCCCCUGCAUGGGUACCUCUGCAAGUGGACCCUGGUGACUUAUCUGGAUGUCCGGUGCUGUCUGGAGCAUCUUGGCUACCUGGGCUACCCCACCCUCUGCAAGCAGGACUCACAGGCCCAUGCCAUCACAGUCACCCGUGAGAAGAGGCUGGACCAGGAGAAGGGACAGACACAGAGGAAUGUGCUCCUGUGCAAAGUGGUGGGGGCCCGCGGAGUGGGCAAGUCUGCCUUCCUACAGGCCUUCCUUGGCCGUGGCCUAGGGCAUCAGGACACCAGUGAACUCCACAAGAUGCCUGUCGUCUAUGCCAUCAACACAGUGCAGGUCAACGGGCAGGAGAAGUACCUGAUACUAUGUGAGGUAGAUGCAGACAGCCUGCUGUCCACCACGACUGAUGCCACCUGUGAUGUCGCCUGCUUGAUGUUUGAUGGCAGCGACCUCCAAUCCUUUGCACUCUGCACCAGCGUCUACAAGCGCCAUUACAUGGAUGGGCAGACCCCCUGCCUCUUCGUCUCCUCCAAGGCUGACCUGCCUGAAGGUGUCUCGCUGCCUGGCCUGUCUCCAGCAGAGUUCUGCCGCAGGCACCGGCUGCCUGCCCCCGCCCCGUUCUCCUGCGCCAGCCCAGGGAAGCCCAGCACAGCCAUCUUCACCCGGCUUGCCACCAUGGCCACUUUCCCGUACCUGGUCCAUGGGGAGCUGCACCCCACCUCCUUCUGGCUCCGACUGACACUGGGGGCGGUUGGGGCUGCUGUUGCUGCCGUCCUCAGCUUUUCACUCUACAGGGUCCUGGUGAAGAGCCGAUGAGGCUCUGGUACCCUGCAGUCUGAUCUCAGGGCCCCAGGGUGCUGAUAUCUGGCCACUUCGUGGAGUUUCCUUCUGUUUAAGCUUGGCUUCUGAGGGCAGCCUGUCCACUGCCCAGCCCCAGGGGUGAACCCCCAGGUGCCUUUGUGGGCGUAGUGUUGGAGAGACUGUGGGGUAUGGGUGAGGAAGCCAGUGAUGCCGACCUGAAUUCUCAGGGCUCCACCCCUUCCUGGUCCCAGGCAGCCAGUGGGUGCGAAAGGGGUCAGAAGGCAGAGCUCUGAGCCAAAGGCAAGGAGUGUAGGCAGGAAGUGGCUGGACCAUUGUGCUGGCACCCCCGCCUCCCCAUCACCCCUGGAAGACAUCCAGGGCUGCACCCCUCAUGGAAGAUGUGA